AUGUCUGCAAAGGCCACGGGAGUCGACCUGCCAGAGAUUGGCCCUUCUCUGAGCAAUCGGGCGGGCUCUAUGACGGAGAAGCCUGUGAUGUCUCGUGACAUCGACCCUGCCUUGGCUGUGACUGGUGGCGAGGUUCUUGACUUUACUCCCGAAGAAGAGAAGACGGUUCUCUCCAAAAUCGAUUGGCACAUCAUGCCGCUUAUGUGCUGGGUGUACGCUAUCCAGUUCGCCGACAAGAUUAGUCUCAAUUACGCGUCACUCAUGGGCAUCCGCGACGACACCCGCCUCGAUCCAAAGUCGCAGCAAUACAGUUGGGUGUCUAGCAUCUUUUAUGCUGGAUACAUUCUAUGGGAGUUUCCGACAACAUACCUCCUCCGUCGGCUACCUAUUGGCAAAUACACCUCGGCUAACAUUGUUCUCUGGGGUGUUAUUCUUACUCUCCAUGCUGUUGCGUCUGAUUAUGCUGGCCUCCUUACCGUCCGCUUCCUCCUGGGUGUGUUCGAGGCAACAGUGACACCAUCCUUUGUUAUUAUAACAUCUAUGUGGUAUCGCAAGACUGAACAGGGUCGACGAACCGGUUACUGGCUGAGCUGUAAUGGUAUCACGCUCAUUGUCAUGGCCGGCGUUGGAUACGGGCUCUCAGCGAUAACAGAUGCCGCUGUCGCCUCGUGGAAGAUUUUGUUCCUUAUUUUAGGUCUUUUAACAGUCGCUACGGGGGUGGUUUGCUACUUCUAUAUGCCGGACUCCCUCCUCAACGCGUGGUUUCUUUCGCCUAGGCAGAAAGCCAUUGCUGGCCAGCGCCUGAAGGACAACUUCCAGGGAAUGGGAGAUCGUGUUUGGAAGUGGUAUCAGUUCCGAGAAGCAUUCAAGGACCCUAGGACAUAUCUCUAUGUUCUUUUCUCGCUGCUUAUGAACAUCCCUAACGGUGGUAUCACCACAUUUGGUGCCCUGACUAUCAGUUCUUUUGGCUUCAACAGCAGACUGUCCCUCGUUCUUGGUGCCCCUUCAGGUAUCUUCGACACUGGAGGCAAGCUGAUUUUUACUUGGCUAUCGGAUAAGUACCAGUCGCGCAGCUUGAUAGCUUUUAUCGCUAUUCUCUUCCCUAUGGUCGGCGGCAUCCUCAUGAUUGUCCUUCCGCAGACUGCCAAGGCCGGUCUGCUGAUUGGAUAUUACAUGAUCAGCGUCUCUGGAUCCGCUUGGGGGCUUGUUAUGGUGAUGAUUUCUAAUAACACCCUGGGCUAUACCAAGAAGGCUACUGUCAAUGGUCUCCAGAUCCUCGCUUAUGGAGCCGGCAACUGGAUUGGGCCACAGACCUUCCGUAGUAACGAGGCCCCCGAAUACAGGAGCGGGAAGAUGAUGGUGGCUAUUAUGUAUGGUAUCUCGGCAGUGGUUCUACUCUUGAUUCGAUUUGUGAAUGUCCUUGAGAAUAAGAGACGGGAUCGGCUACAGGCGGAGAGCGGAACGACUGACAUGACUGAGGAGGCUGAGAGGGCUAAGUUUCUGGAUCUGACUGAUUUUGAGCAGCCGCACUUCAGGUAUAUCCUCUAA
Molecule: messenger RNA, 1548 nt
Organism: Clonostachys byssicola
Lineage: Eukaryota; Fungi; Ascomycota; Sordariomycetes; Hypocreales; Bionectriaceae
Source: the annotation of a GenBank genome assembly